Molecule: messenger RNA, 5635 nt
Organism: Cyprinus carpio (common carp)
Lineage: Eukaryota; Metazoa; Chordata; Actinopteri; Cypriniformes; Cyprinidae
Product: transcription factor TFIIIB component B'' homolog
Exons: 34
Coding region: 626-5620 (1664 amino acids)
Biological process (GO): RNA polymerase III preinitiation complex assembly
Cellular component (GO): transcription factor TFIIIB complex
Molecular function (GO): TFIIIC-class transcription factor complex binding
Source: RefSeq, a predicted model, not a curated record
AAAACUACAAAGACCCACAAUGCCAUUCGCCGACCGAGUAGAGGUCUGGAGUGGCGUGGUUAUCAUCAGACCGGCCGGUACAGGGAAAGUUGCUGCAGGGGAGCCAUACCAUACGACCGGCUGAAACGGCAUAUUACCACUUUAAAUCGCGGCAAUCACAUUGACAGGGUUACACGGUGAUUUGAACUAAACAGCCAACAGGAAAUCAGUGUGAACACACCACACUCAUGCAUGCGGGAAUCAGAGGCGUUUGUCGAGUAUAAGUGUCCCAUAAUAGAGCUUUUUUUUAACAGUUCAAAGAUACCCCUUUUAUAUUUUUAAUCUCAGCUACUGCUGGUGUUCAUAAUUCACCCAGUGAACAAAAUACACAAGCCCACGAGUUAGAAAUACUUUAAUUAGUCAGUACUGUCCAUAAUAUCCUUCAAAACUUAGCUUAGCAGCCACGCGAGACAUGGCCAGCACCAGACCGAUGCAAUCAGUCAGUCUUGACCACAUGACACAAUUGUAAUCUAUAUUAUAUAGGGUUUGUCCUGCUGUGACUGUGAUCUCAGUCACUUGACACCUCAUCCUUAUAUAGACGUGUGUGUAUGACUUGACUUGAUCUUACCACAGUUACUUGACGAGGAUGCGAAGAGCAAGAAUUAGUAUUAAGCCCAAUGUCCGGCCAGGAGGUCGAAGUGUGGCGCCUGCUGCAGAGGACAAGAGCUCUCAAGGGUCCACAGCAGUAGAUGAAAACCAGCAAACCCAUCCAUCAGAGCCACAGUCUCAGCUGGAUGUCAAAGAGUCUGCUGUGGCGACAGGAGAUGGAAAUGUGCCCGGCUCUCCAUCAGAGAAAGCAUCACUGAACAUUAAUGAAGGCGCGCCAUCUAGCGUCAGCACACCUGCAACUACAGCACUUCAGAGGAGGAGCAGAUUCUCUGCCACACCAAACCUAGCCAGACCCCAAGUCCGUUCUGCUCCUCCUCCAUCCACUGGAAAGACUGCUUCUCUUCCAUCAGAGACAUCCAAGGCAUCAUCCCCUUUCCAGGCAGCUAAGUCUUUUCCUCAGUCCCCCAUCCCAGUUGAUAUCAGCAGAGACCAUUCACAAAACUCUACAUUCUCAGAUGCCACCAAAGCAGCCCACUACCCUCCAUCCUCACCAUGUCUUCCAUCAACAUCUGGCUGUCCAGAAUCUCUGUUAUCAACAGCGUCUCACCAAGAGCCUUGCCAAACUCCCCAAAAAAUCCCAAAUGAGGAUUUUGGGCCGCAAACAGGAGAAACUUCAGUGUCAUGCACACUCUCACCAUAUGUGAAACUGUCACGUGUUGAUGGACCAGACUCUCCCCUCAGGAACAAAACCUCUUCAGACAAGCAGCGGGUCUUGAGGGCCCUCAAACUGAAAGAACUGAUGAAGCUGGAGAGGAAGAAAGAAGGAAUGGAGAAGAAGAGUAGACGGCCUAAAUGUGAGCCUGGCUUUGAGGCAGAUCAUGACAAAAUGACCUUAGCUGACUUCAUUUAUUACCUGCCUGAGUCAAACCCGAUGAAGUCCUCCCUUUCCACAGAGGAGACUCAAACACAGACCGCUGCUCCACCGACUCCCACGGUGCAGAAAAAUAUGGCAGUAGCAGGUGAGGAGGAUGAUGAUGAUGAUAAUGAUGAGGAACUGCUUGUUCCCAAAGUCAGGGUGGCAGAAGAUGGCUCACUGAUUUUAGAUGAAGAAAGUCUGACAGUGCGUGUUCAGAGGACGUCUGAUACAGUUGUUGAGAACGCAAAUCCACUGUUUGAACGAGGCUCUACUACAACAUACACAAGUUUCAGGAAAAAAUACUAUGUGAAAAGCUGGUCUGUCAGAGAGACGGAUAUGUUCUAUCUGGCCAUCAGUAUGGUGGGAACAGACUUCUCCAUGAUUGCUCAGCUGUUGACUCACCGUAGCAGAGCAGAAAUUAAGAGUAAAUUUAAGAAGGAGGAGAGAGUGAAUGCAUGGCGAGUGGAUAAAGCAUUCAGAAAUAAGCGACCAUAUGACGGCGAGUUUUUCAGUUUCCUGCUGAAGAGGGUCUUGGCUAAAGACAAACAAAAAGGCAAAUCCAUAAAACUGGUUGUAAAAUCCAGUAAAGCAAAGAAAUGCAAAGGUGGUAAAAAAGUGAAACAGCUCGAGGACAAAGACUCCAUUAAUGAUGAUGAAGAUGAUGAUGAAUUGUGCAGUGUGGACAAUAUCUGUUUUGAUUUAGAAAAGGAGAACGAGGACAGCAGUAAUAUGAAUGUAGCGGAUGUGCCGUCGAGCACAAGCAAGAAGCGAAAACGCACAAAAGACACUGAGCCAAAAACAUGCAAGGCGAGCAAGAAAAACAAGACACCGAAAAAAGCCAAAUGCUUAAUGGAAGCUGAAGAUCGUGACCUUGUGUGUGUGGAUGAUGACUUUGUGGAGGAAGACUCCGUAAACGCAGACAAUAAAGAUCGGUCAUGUAUGCCUGAAUCAAAAAAGACCCGCAAACAAUCAAAAAAGGGUGACCAGAAGGGGAAAGAAUUGAAAAAAGAAGAAAAACCGAAGAAAAAGAAGAACAAAAAGACACUUGAAGUACGGAAUGAAGAACCUACUGAUGGAGAAAGUGGUGCAGUGAAUGAGGAGCACAAUGAGGCAUCUGCCGUCCCAACUAAAAAACGGAAACGCUCCAAAAAGAGUGAGAAGGAAGAAGGCGAACCUACAAAAAGAGAACGAAAGACUAAAAAGAGCAAAACAUCACAGGAAGAGUGUACUGGAUCUGAGCUGGGUGCGGAUGGGAGUGAAGUCUCGUCAACAGCCCCUGGUGCUGAAGAGGAUCAAGGGGAGAAGAGCUUUCCAGAGAGUGCAGCUGAGGAGAUUUCAAAAAGCUCCUUCAAACGUUCAAAAAGGCCCAGUUUGUUAAAAAGGAAAGUCAAAAUAUGUUCUGAGCCAAAAGCAACAGUAGAGAUAGAGGAUACAGUAGAAGAAUGUCAAGAUGAGAGCUGCCGAGAAGCAGAGAAUGAGUCGAGGAUCAUCUGUCUUGCUGAGGAUCAGCUCCAGAAUCAGCCUGUAGUUGUUCUGGAGAGAACUCCUCCGAGGCUAAAAGAUUCACAGAACUCCUCUGAAAUCCAAGACCAACCACAGUCCUGCCAGAGCCCGCAGCAUUCUCCUGGACGCCAGAUGAGAGCAGAAAAGGUCAAGCGUAAUCUGACUGCUUCAGGUCAUGGUAGUGAAGUCUUGACAGCAGGCCCUGGUGUUAAAGAAGAUCAAGGGGAGAAGCUCAUUCCAGAGAGCACAGCUAAGGAGGAGAUUUCACAAAGCUUGUUCAAAUGUUCUCCUGGGCAGCGGACAACAGCGGAAAAGAACCAGCACAAUCUGACUGCUUCAGAAGGAGAUCAGAUAGACCAGUGUCAUACUGGGUCAGAUCCGUCACCAGAGGACAGGAGCAGCACUGCCAUGGAGAAUCAAGUGGGCAUGCAAGACUCUAAAGAGGCUGAUCAACGUAUGGAGGAGGGUUUAAAUUUACAUCAUUUAGAGUUUCUGACUUCAUCUGAAGUUAAUGGUCAGACAUUACUGAAAAGAGCAGUUGUGUUGGUGUCUCAUGACGAAGUGAAGCACUACCUCAGGAGUCAAGCACAAACCACUGCAGAGGAAUCAACAACCUCUGAGAGUCAGCAGGACGCAGCACCUGCCACAGACCUUCACGUGGGAGAGCAUAGGGAUGGUCUUGAGGAACAGGGCUGUACUAGUGGUACUCUAGAAGAGAGGGUCUCUCAAGAAGUGAAGGAAACCGACACCGCCUCCAUAUCUGCCCAACAAAGCACUGUCGAAAAAAGGAGAAGGCUUUCCAAGCCCAAACCCAGUCUGAGCCGGGCAGCACAGUCCAUCCACAGACCUCUGAAUGUACAGAAGACAGAUUUUAGUGAAAAUACCCCGUAUUUCAAACAUGACUCAGUGCAGCUGCAGUGUAGCAGUCCUGUGGAAGUCCAAGUGAAGAAUACCCCAAAUGAAUGCCUCGAAGAAGAGCACAGGGACCGUCCUGAGAAAGAGAGCACAUGUAGUGUCACUCCAGAAGAGAACGGCCCUCAGGAAGUUCAGGUCCAGGAUGAUGAAGCAGAAACCACUGUAGAUGAUCUUCCUUCCUUAACAUCAGUUGGAAGUCCUCCAGGAGCGAGUAAGAUUUUACCCAUCCUUGAGAUGCCCCAGGUUCUUGACACCACACCAUCAGAUGAAGAUGUGCCUGAAAGAAGAAGAGAAUUUGAUAGGUCUCCAUCGCAGACGUCUGAGAAUGAAGAUCUAAUUACUGAUCAGAAGGAGGAAGAUUCAGAGCCUGUUGCAUCUGAAGUCACAGACGUCAUGAUUGAGGAAUCUCAGACAGAGCUGAAGAGGAUUUUUCCAGUCAGCUGUUCUGUGGAUGGUUCCUCAGUUUAUACUCAAGAUGAUAUUGCCCCAGAGAGAGACAGUCAGUUUGCUAAGCAAACACCCAACCUAGAAGGGACAUCCCCAGUCAUGAUCAGCCCUCAGCAGACCUCAGAGCCUAAAGAAGAUCCUUCUGAAAAGCCAGAACCUCAGAGUCCUGUUCAAGCCCAGCACAGUAAUUUGGAUCAUGACUUAGAGAACAUCUCCAGAGAAGAUAAGAUUUUGUCAUCUGAGGUGGAUUUACAGGGAUGUAAACUGGAUGAGGAUCUUCUGUCUCCUGUCCCAUUACUUAGCUCAACACAAACUUUAUCCGCAAAAGUUCUUGUGGACGGCACUGAUAAAAGAAAUACAGAACCAAAUGACCAAGUUCUCAGUGAUGCUUCAUCAGCACCAUUUGAAGCACACAGUCUGGUUUCAUCUUUUUCUGAUCCUCCCAAUGAACAUGCAAGCACCCUGUGUGAUAUGGACACGAUGCAGUUUGGCAAGUGUGCAGCUGAAGACAUCCAAAUACCAGACGAGCAGGAUUCUGGAAAGCAAGAUUGCACAGAAGAGCCAUCAGAAGCUUCUGAGGAAUGCAGUGCCCCUCUGAAUCAAAAUUCAAAAUCUGACAUUUCAGAUUCAGCUGGAGUGGAUACAGGUGCAGUUGGUAAUGAUAAAUAUUCUGAGGAGGAGCCCACCUUUAUUUUAACUCUAUAUGAGAUUCCAGCCUCUCAGCUAUUUCACGAGGCUGCCUUUGGGCAGCAGGGUACUCCCCGUUAUGAACUGCAGCCAGCACAAUUCCAAACAACCUCACUGUUGUCGAGCAGUUCACAUUUUCAUUCUGUCACAUUAGAGGCUUCCAGUGCAUCUCUGCAUAUGGCAUCAGAAGAGACCAGUAAUCCAUGUAAAAGUAGCUCGCACAAGUUAGUGGAUGACUCCAUGGAUCCUCUUUUAAAGGAUGCAGUAGAUGGUGCCAGGACACAAUUGAUAUCCUCACAGGAAUGCAGUCGUGAUGAUGUGACCUCUUUAAUUGGUCCACCCACGAUGUUCUCCUGUAAUUCUGUCAUGCCAACAGAUGUGCCAAAGUUGGAUGAGAUCCUGACAGAAUCCCCAGGAACUAAAGCUCCCACUCAAAGGAGAUGCAAGAUAAAGGUCAAGCCAAACCUAAAGCCAGGUGUGAAGGUUGGGCCUUCAAAAAAUGGCCAGUUUGACUGUGCACCCAGUCAGUAUCUACCACCAUCUCAAGCCACAGCACAAACAUAGAUUCAAACCAAAAAA